AGUAAAAUGAGAUGUAUUAACGUCAAAACAACUAUUGAAAAAUGAUGUCAUCUCAAGUAAGGUGACAGAACUCUGAAGAAACAGGAUGAAGUGACGAACUUGCAUACUAACAAGCUUUAUAGCGUUCAAUGUGAUGAUUAUUGCAUUAGAACUCGGAAUCAUAAACCGGCCCCGACGUUAUCUUUUCAAUAAAUAGAAAAGCAAUUCGUUAUCAGUUGUCAAACCCGUAUCGCUUUUGCAGUGGAUUGUUCCUUCAUCAUGUCAGUAACAGUUUGAAAUGCUUUGGGAACGUCCGGCCGAGAUUCCGUUUCCCACGGUCUGGCACGAAUUUCAAGGUCCGGAUGUCGGCGACACCGACAAUCUCGUGAGCUACCGAGUCGAGGACCUAACACCGAAUCGGUUCGAUGACAUAGUGGAGCAUUUUUUGGACCACUUUCUAACCGCAGAACCGGAAUACGUUGCCAAAGGAGUCCCGGGAGAUGAACUGGCCAGACGGGAGAUUGUUGACUUUUGGCGUUGGUGUUUCGCUCGCAGACUGACACUGGUUUGCUACAAGGAAGCAUCGCGAACCAUUAUCGGAGGAAUUUUAUUAAACGUAAAAAUGAAGGAGGGGCAGAACGCGAGGAUGGUGGAGAGCGAAAAGUUGAAAGGAAUUUUCGCAAGCAAUGAAUAUUUGACAGAUACUUUCGACGUUUUCGGUAACUACGGCGUUAGUGAGUAUUUGACUGCGUGUGGGAUGGCUGUACACCGGAAUUACCACGGGACGGGGAUCUGCGGUGAGAUGCUACGAGCACAAAUUCCAAUAUGUAAAGCGCUUGGGUUAAAAGUUAUUUCGACGAAUUUUACCGGUACCGAAACACAAGCUGUCGCUGCCAAAGUUGGCUUUCGGAGCGAUCUCGAGAUGUCGUACGAUGAGUUGGCAAAACUGAAUCCACUGUUCACCUUCCCGCGAAUAGCUUCGAGAAGUACGAAAGUCAUGAGUUUAGUGAUCAAAUAAAAGUCCACGGUUCUAAGCGUUUCGCUUCAGCCGAAAUCGAGUGUCCCUAACCUGAAAACGUGAACAGUCAUCAUGCCGUUUAUUGUGCUGGUUAUGAAUCGUGUUUCCCCGCCUACGUCCUUAGUCUCGAGAGAAAAAGAGAAAAGAAAAGAAAAUAUCACUCACCCCGUGAAUUCAUCAUGCAUGAUUAUACAAUUCGGCGGAAAACUCUGCUCUAGUGGAAGGGUCCAAUGAAAGCGCACUAAUUUAUACAUAUUUUGGGAAGAAUAAUGAUACAACGCGCGACACCGUUAAAAAUAUACGGCCGGCGUCCGAUUGUUGGAAAAUAUAUUUUCCCGUUUAUUUAUAAACAUCGGACGCACUGGCAAUCCCGACGACGUUUAUGACGUUGUAAGAUAUGUCACUCGUCCGACAGUUCUCGGUACUUCUUUACAUUUACUAGGACGCGCUUGCUUUGAUGGAAUGACGGGAAACACGCGGUUGUCAUCGAACUCGCUGGUUUGAAAAAAAAAACACUGUUGUAGGCAUAAUAUGAAAGUUUUUGAAACAUCAAUGUUUUAAUAAUUUGAAAGAUCGCUUACUGAAUUUGGCUUUGCUUAUUACCGAUUGAUUCGAAAAUCAAACGGAGUGAGAAAAAACCAGUCCUAAUGCACCUAGUGGUGUGAUAAUGCCUUUCUUUUCCUUCAUAACAGUCUCAUGAAAAUAUGUUUUAUUUUUGUUUUAUUAAAUAAUUUCGAACACUAAUUUGAGCUCAUUUAAACACCAAUUAAUUCAGAUUGAUUCGAGUAGUUCACAAAAGCAUGCUUCAGUGUUUAAGUCACAUAGUUGGCACCAUUUUUCUAACCAAGCGCUUGACAUUCGCGUUGCCUAUUUGUAUUAGAAGAGUGUUGUUAAUCUAAAAAACCUGUUUAAAUCCACCUAGUCGUGUAAUGAUGCCUUUCUCAUAUUUAAUACUGUGGUAUUCUGUUUUUCUUCGAUUUUUGAAAGAAACCAAGGGAUUGUUUGUGCAUUAACUAGUAUAACAUACAGAAUGUAACAGUACUUUGCUCGCGACGACGAUUUUGAUUUUUGUUGGAUCCGAAAAUAUGCAGUAAUAUUUGGCACGAUCAUAAAACCUCUCAUUUGACCGUAAGAUUGGGAAUGUUGGUUUUGAGUCCAGUGUAGAAACGGUUAUUACGGUUUUUGUUUCGCCUGUUUAAGUGAUGGUGUACAAUAUUUAACACACUUUACCCUAUAACUCCGGAACCGGAAAUCGGAUCCAAAUGAAUUCAGGAAUUCCGUAUGGAACCGUGAGACCUUUCAUUUGAAUUUAAGUUUGUGGAAAUCGGUCAAACCAUCGCUGAGAAAAAUGAGUGAGAUCCAUUUUGGAAUAUAUGACCACUAUUUCCGGUACUUCCCGAACUGGACACGGGAAACAGGAUAGCCGAAAUCGGUUUGUUUAGUUGCCUACUGAUAAUGGUAACCAAUUUGUGUAGUUUUGAGAUCAGCUUAGAAUUUUUUGUGCGUGUUUUGUUUCGACUGUUUAAGUGACGGUAUCAAAUUUUAAACCCAUUUUACCCUAUAAUUCCGGAACCGGAUGUCAGAUCCGGAUGAAAUUUGGGUGUUUUGUUUGGGACUAUGAGAACUUUCAUUUGAAUUCAAGAUUGUAAAUUCGAUCACGCCAUCUCUAAGAAAAAUAAGGAAGUAGUUUGAAAUAGGAUUUAUUUUCACUAAUCACCCUGUAAUUCCGGAACCGGAAAUCGGAUCAAAGUAAAAUUCAGGAACUUUGCAUUGGAUAAUUAUAGCUUUCAUUUGAAUCUAAGUUUGUGAGAAUCGGUUCAGCCGUCUCUGAGAAAAAUUAGUGCACUUAUUUUCAUUUUUUUGCACAUAUCGCCCUGUAAUUCCGGAACCGGAAGUCAGAUUCGAAUAAAAUUCAGGAACUUUGUGUGGGAUUACAAGACCUUUCAUUUGAAUCUUAGUUUAUGAAAAUCGGUUCAGCCAUCUCCAAGCAAAAAGAGUGCAAAAAAUGUUACAUACAUACAUA
This is a messenger RNA of Malaya genurostris, 3020 nucleotides long. RefSeq lists its product as uncharacterized. The record is from RefSeq and is a predicted model, not a curated record. Lineage: Eukaryota; Metazoa; Arthropoda; Insecta; Diptera; Culicidae. Gene Ontology annotation, molecular function: N-acetyltransferase activity. Bases 278 to 997 code for a protein of 239 amino acids. The transcript has 3 exons.